UGGUGAUUCCUUAUUUCUGGAAGUCCCAUCAAUGCCAGCUGCUAGUGCUUACCCUUCUCUAUCUCAAACCCCACUCACUCUGUUCACUACUCUAUUACUCUCCCCAUUUUCAACCGCUCCAUUUUCAUAAAAUUUUUAUUACCAUUCUACCACUGCUGCGCAUGCUCUAUUUCUCUUUCUUCUUCUUCUUCUUUCUUAUCUCCUCUGUUUAUGCGAGAAAGUUGGAAGCUUUUUCCUUUUGUAUAGCGUAAAAAACAAAUAGGUGGAAGUGGAAGAAGAAGAAAAAGAAGGAAGAAGAGAAACAAAUGUCUAAUUAUUCUUUCUUAAACGAUCAGCUGUCCAAGAGAACCUCAAUCUUUGGUUUACGUUUAUGGGUUGUUCUUGGUAUCUGUGUAGGGGCUGCCAUAGUUCUUGUUCUUUUCCUUAUCUCUCUCUGGUUCACUUCUAAGCGCAACAAAACUAACAACAAUUCUGCACGCUCUAAAUUCAAGUCAUCUCUUAAUAAUCCCACAAUCCCCAGUGUCUCGAAGGAAAUUCAGGAGAUCCGUAUAGACCCAUCACACCCUACACCAGACCCGAAACCGCUGAGCCCGGACCCAGUACCCGAAUCGGAACCAGUUCUGCUUUUGCAACAUGAAGGAGACACUAGUCCUGUUGGUGGGCGAAACAGGAUUCACAUUGAGAUUGGGAAGGACCAUAGAAUAUCAUAUCCGGAGCGGGCUGGAGGGUCGGGUCACGGGAGUGGAGAGUCGCGGUCCGGUCCUCGUUCCGGUGAUCAGGCUUGCACGGCGAUUUCGGUGCCAGAGGUUUCACAUUUAGGGUGGGGUCACUGGUACAAUCUUAGGGAGCUUGAGGUCUCUACUAAUGGCUUCGCUGAUGAGAAUGUGAUUGGGGAAGGUGGGUAUGGAAUUGUUUACCGUGGUAUUUUGGAGGAUAAUACCAAAGUUGCUGUAAAAAAUUUGCUUAACAACAGGGGACAGGCUGAGAAGGAGUUUAAAGUAGAAGUUGAAGCAAUUGGACGCGUACGACACAAGAAUUUGGUGCGGUUGCUUGGCUAUUGUGCUGAGGGAGCUCAUAGGAUGCUUGUUUACGAGUAUGUUGACAAUGGAAACUUAGAACAGUGGCUUCAUGGAGAUGUUGGGCCUUGCAGCCCACUUACGUGGGAGAUUCGCAUGAAUAUAGUAUUGGGAACAGCAAAAGGGCUGACAUACUUGCAUGAAGGGCUUGAGCCGAAGGUUGUUCAUCGUGAUAUUAAAUCAAGCAACAUUUUACUGGAUAAGCAGUGGAAUGCUAAAGUGUCUGAUUUUGGCCUUGCAAAACUCUUAGGCUCAGAGAGAAGUUACGUGACAACUCGUGUGAUGGGGACAUUCGGAUAUGUGGCUCCAGAAUAUGCCAGCACUGGCAUGUUGAAUGAAAGAAGUGAUGUAUACAGCUUUGGGAUUCUUCUUAUGGAAAUCAUUUCCGGAAGAAACCCAGUUGAUUAUAGUCGCCCUCCUGGAGAGGUGAACCUAGUUGAAUGGCUUAAAACAAUGGUUACAAAUCGGAAUGCUGAAGGAGUUUUAGAUCCUAGGUUGCAAGAGAAGCCUUCUCCAAGAGCGCUGAAGCGUGCCCUUUUAGUAGCUUUACGCUGUGUGGACCCAAAUGCACAGAAGAGGCCAAAGAUGGGGCAUGUAAUUCAUAUGCUUGAAGCUGAUGAGUUCCCUUUCAGAGAUGACCGUAGAACUGGAAGGGAACAUGGGCGUCCUCAACGUGAUGGUGUGAAACCAGAGAAGCGUGUUAUUGAAUCAGGCGACAGUAGUGGUUAUGAAAGUAGUGCCCAGACCAAUAGAUCAUUGUGGAGUAAACAGGAGCCUGAAGAACAGUAAGUAGCCUUGCCAAACUCAUGUACGAGAUGACACUAUUCACUUUGUUUUAUUCAUAUUCUUCCCAUUCAGAGUUGGCAUUUACAGAUGUCCCACUCUACGUGUAUAUGCAAUGCACGAUCCGUGUUGUUAUGAGUUUGCAUUAUUUGUAGAUUACACAUCGUCUGCCAAUUGGGCAUAUAAUUAAUGUCUGAAGUACUGCUCUUCCCCUGAUGGAUCAUCUUAAUGGCAUAGUUUCAGCUAAUGACAUAUAUGAAAACCUGAAUUUUAUUUGCUUGUGCCUGGCGCUGUAUAUCAUUGCUAUGUGAUUCGUUGUAAACUAUGUGAUAAAUUAACUCGUGAAGCUAAUUUUGAAAAGCUAUAUGAAGCUAUGUGAUUCAUCCCCAACAAUUGUAGGACCUGAAUAGUUCAUUUAAAUUACAAAAUUGUUGCUUCCUCCAUUGUAAUAAGAGAAGUUGAUUUUCAGUGUA
This is a messenger RNA of Jatropha curcas, 2332 nucleotides long. The record is from RefSeq and is a predicted model, not a curated record. NCBI's taxonomy places the organism in Eukaryota, Viridiplantae, Streptophyta, Magnoliopsida, Malpighiales, Euphorbiaceae.